UUCAACUCCCAAAAUUCAGUUGUUAAGUUAGUACCAAAGGCAAAUCUGGCUUCCCCAUUAACUUUGCUUGUCAGAAGUUCACAAACGGGGAUUACACGUGACCCCGGGACACUGCAACCAUCAUAAAUAUGAGUCAGUUGCCAACCCUCUGAAUUUCGAUCACAUGAUGAUGGGGAUGCUGCACAGCUUGUAACUGUGAAAAAUGGUCGUUAACCAAAAUAUGGGUCUCUUCACUUACUUCAGCCUUGGUUUCCUUGGACUCCUGAUUGCCAAUCCUUUCUUGGAAGCUGAAGCUGACACCUGUGCCAAGGAAUGGCUGCAAAAUCAGGGUAACUGUUAUGCUUAUUUUGAUCAUAAAUUGACCUGGCAAGAAGCUGAGAUUGAGUGCCAGAGCUAUGGCUGUGGAGCUCAUCUCGCCUCUAUCCUCACCAAAGCUGAGACUCUUCUAGUGGCUGAGCAUAUCUCCACUUACCAACAGGAGUUAGGCAACGUCUGGAUUGGUCUUCAUGAUGUCCGCCAGACUGGAAGGUUGAGGUGGGCUGAUGAGUCAAUUUACAACUACAAGGCCUGGAUGAAAGGUCAACCAGACAAUUAUGGUAACGCUGAGCACUGUGUGGAGCUGCGACUUUCUACAGGUUUCAAAGAAUGGAAUGAUUCCCCAUGCCAGAACCUCAAUGCUUACAUCUGCAAGCGUGAGCUGUAGAGAUGUCUGUACCCACUGCUUGUGGAGAUGCCAUUGGAAUGGAUGAUGAUAAACCAGGAUACUUUGUGGAUGCCUCUUUUAUGCCAUUCAUUACCACCCUCCACCCUAUUGGAUGGAAGCCCAGCUCUUAUCUAUCCGCUUUCAAAAUCCUCCCUCGGAAGAGAUGACUUGGAUAUAUCCUUCUUCUUGUUACUCUUAUCAGCCACAGUGUCAUGCAA
Molecule: messenger RNA, 921 nt
Organism: Ahaetulla prasina
Lineage: Eukaryota; Metazoa; Chordata; Lepidosauria; Squamata; Colubridae
Product: C-type lectin Cal-like
Exons: 6
Coding region: 203-703 (166 amino acids)
Molecular function (GO): signaling receptor activity
Source: RefSeq, a predicted model, not a curated record